AUGACGUUCGUCGACUCGCGUCAAUCCGCCUAUUCGAGCUACGCCAUAGUGCCUCCGCCACGCACUCCUGUCGGCCCCAGCAUGUUGAUGAGCUCCAGCAAAGCUCGGAACAGCCUUGACAACUGGCACAAGGCCGAGGACCGGGCCGGAGUCACUUACUACUGGAACACCAAUGGGAACGGUAGCUCGACGUCUCCUGCACACAAGAAACAGCCUUUCUCUACCGAGAAAAAGACUCCAGGCCGAGACAAACGACUUGUGCCUCCUUUCCCCAUUUCUGCCACCAUUUCUAUCCCAGAAAUGUCGCCGUCGCCGCGGAUUCAUCAGAGCGUGCCCAUAAUGCCGCGGGCGCGACUACUCCAUUCGCGAUCGACGCCAGGAGUCUCGCAGAACGGAGUGACUUCCUCCUGGGUGAACGUAUCGCACUCUUCUUCGACCACCGUCUCCAAUGGCAAGGACUCGUGGUACGAGGUGCAUCCGCCAAGCGAUAUCGCGCAGCCGCCCAACAAUAAGACUUACGAAGCUGCUCGAGUCGUCCCCACAAACAUAACGCCAUUUUCAUCAUCUUGUGAGUGCCGAGGGGGACUUCUGUUUCUAGUUUGGGGAUUUUAGCUCAGUGAUUCUGAAGCCGUACUGAUUAAUAUUUUGGAUUCUUUAUUGCUAAAUCAAAUUUUUUUACACAGAUCAAGUGUAUACAUUGGUGAAAGUUGAAAUGUAAAAAAAUAGUUGAGUUCUUCGAAUUUUCACUAUAAAGUUAUUCUUUGGAUUCUUCAACAAAAGUCAAAUUUUUAUCCUGCAUUUUUCUAUCAUAUGUCAAGCAUUGAACUUUCAGCUGAAAAAAAGAGAUCUGGUCGACGGAAACCUCGCUGGGGCAGAUGCAUGCAGACUCUACUGUGCUGCGUGACCGCGCCUCGUGAAAUUGGUCUGUUUUUUUUUUUGCACGUUUUUCAUCACUUGCUUUUUUAUGUCCCUUUUGCGGUUUUUUUUCCCGAGUUGUGAGAAUUACUAAAGAUUUUCUAUUAUUUUUUCUUUCUCAGAAAUGUUUCUGGACCAAAAUAUGUUUGUCCGCCAUAACCUGGUAAUUUUGAACCUUUCCGAAUCAGAGAAAACCUAGCAAAAAGAAAAAAAAAAGCCAUUAUUUGUCGUUUGAAAUUGAUCGCUCGCCGUGUCGCCACGUGUGAGCCAACCGGAAUGACAGCUGAAUCUCUUCAAAAUUUUUUUGUUUGUUCCCGCAAACUUUUUUGCGGCGAAGCGAUCAGAGCGGCAACAAGAUAUGUCGAAAUUAUCGUUAUAAAUUACUCUAACCAGAGAAUGAUAUCCGGUCGCAGUGGAACCUCUCAAUGAGACCAAGUUUUCUAGAUGUAGUUUUUUACGCUGAUCUUGAAUCUGGUCUCAAAAACUGCCAAGGAGCUCUGUGAAAAUUGUUAUGGUAAUAACACGUGCGAAUUCGCUUUCAACUGUAAAUCAUGCUUUUAACAUGAUAAUUUGUCAGCUAGUUAUCCCAGUUCUUUCACUUUUUUCGAAAGGAACAAGUAGAAUAUAAUAAAACCUUUUUAGGACAUAGUCAAUUUUUGCCGACUUGAAAAGCUAUAUGGGUAGAUUGGCAAGGGUGAAGCGUUGCGUGUGCGACGCGGCUUUUGACGGCAGACUCGAGGUCGAAUGUAAUCAUAGAAAAACGUUGAAAAAAAUGAUAAUUUUUUUCAAGAUUAUGUUUACACUUUUAUUCGUUCAAGUGAUCCUUAUCAAAACCAUAAAAAAUUGAAAUUUAUUGAAAGUCGAAAAAGGAGAAAGAAGAUGGCUCGUGUUUGACCUCGAGCUUCGCGCCGAAAAGCCGCGCCGCACACGCAACGCUUCACCCUUGACAACUAACUAUCUCGCUAUUGAAGUAGGGAAGCUUGUACUAUAAUGCUGAAAACUUUUGUCAUUUGAUUCGAUAGAUAUCAAAAGAAACAUCGUGAAAGUUGAUUCCAGAGAAACCUUCAAACGGACGAGACUUGGCUACAGCGGCGAGUGUCGCCAACGCGACCGCGUCGCCGAUAACGCAGGUUCACCGCGACGGAUCCGUCUCCGGUCUUCCCAACGGCUCUCCUCCCGCCGCUCAGAACAUCUACGUGAAUGGGACUACGGUCGACCAGCCAUCACCUGCCAUUCCGCCACCAAUUUUGGUGAGUUUCCUGGUGAUUUGACACUGUGAGCCAGUUUUUCGACGAACCGCCUUCAUCUCGCAAAAUUAUAUCUGCUUUGAGCUCGGAUCUCUGGUGCCAAACUGACCAAAAUAAAAGAAACAAUUGACCAUGGAAGAAAUUCAAAUGAUAGUAGAAGUCAACUAAUCUUCACCACUACUUUUUAUCAGAAGAAAAGGGUCUCAAAAAAAGGGGGUGGCCAUAAGAAGGAAUGAAAAAAGGAGCAACUUUUAACUUUUCAUCUUUUUUCAAUAUCGAAAUUUCAAGUUUUCCCGCUCAUAUCUUCUCCUCUGUUUCCACCGGCUUGAUAAAUAAAAGCUUCUUGUUGCUUCUGGUUCUUGUGGGAUCUGAAUUUCGUGUUCCCGAUUCAAGAAGAACGCCGGAGAUUCUUCCCUUGCUGUAUCGUGUUACACUCGACCGCUUUUCCGGCUCACUUCUCUCCAGUGAUAUUUUGAGUGAGAGCAAGACAAUCGACCUGCGAGAAAAAGUUUCGAAUUCUGCUGCGUGGGGUUGCGUCAUGUGUUACUGCUCCACUUUUUCCUCUCGUGAACCACAUUCCGUUGGAAAAAUCGGUUCGCUCUGCUCAUUUUCUCCGCUUCCAGAUCAUUUUUCAUUUUUUCGUUUGAGCGUUUUGAAUGUUAAUUUGUUUUUCUCAAUGAUAGGAAGUAUAGUGCGCUCCGCGCAAGACGGUCAUCUUUCAAAAAGAACAGAAAAGAAAAAGCCACUGUAGAUACAAACUUUCGCUCGACGAAACUGCUAAAAGGACAGCAAAAAAAAAAGUCUUGAAGCGAAGAUUCUCAAUUUUGAUCUAAUUUGGUACUCAGCCUUUUUUGGCGGAAGAAAGACGUGAGAAGCUGGCGCGGAAAGAGCUAUAUGUACUUUUGUCGAAUUUCCUUCUCAAUUUGGAUAUUUUCUCGUUGUUGAAGCGUUUGAGGGCUUUUCAGCCAGAAAUGAGCGAAUCUUAGGGUAAAUGCGGGACCGGUCGCCCCAACAGAAGACGUUCACCGAAGAGUUGGACGACCGCGAGGCGUUGCUGGCUUUCGAAUGGAAGCCUGGCAGGACGCCGUCCGCUUUUGAGAUUUUCCGCUUUUUGCUCGUUGAUAAAAAGGUCCUUUUCCAGAAAAAAGGUUGCUCGGCAUGAUUUAGGAAGAAGAGAGAAAUUAAAGAAUAUAAAAAGAAAAGAAAGAGAAUGAUGAUUUUUCGAGAGAAAAUGAUCCGAGGUCAAAGGUAGAGAAAAAUACAGUUUCGAUAGAAUGAGCCGAAUUUUUGAUUUUUUUUAUUGGGUUCGGAAGAAACAAUAUUUACGCGUCGAUCUGAUAGACGUAAGGCAUUUGGGUUUAAAACAUUAUUUUAUGAAAUUGAUAGUAUUCUCGAAAAUGGUUAAGUUUUUGAGGAGCACUUUGUAUUCCACAGAAUUAUUAUUUACAUUACAGGCCGGUGGGGAAAGAUCUCUGCUUGCGCCGUUGCGGCCGGCGGAUUCCAAGAAGAAAUGCCUGAUUAUCGAUCUUGAUGAAACUCUCGUCCACUCUUCCUUCAAAGUAAGGCUUUGUUUUGUAUCACAUGUUUUAUGUCAUAUUUGUAUUUGAUGAAAAAUUCUCGAUUUCAGCCCGUGAAGAAUCCGGACUUUGUGAUUCCGGUGGAGAUUGAUGGAAUCGAGCACCAGGUCUACGUUCUCAAAAGACCCUACGUCGACGAGUUUCUGGCCAAAGUCGGCGAGAAGUUCGAGUGUGUGCUGUUCACAGCCUCUUUAGCAAAGGUUCAUCAGAAAUAUUAGUUCACUUCUGAUUUUUGCGGCUUACAGUAUGCUGAUCCAGUCGCCAAUUUGCUCGACAAACGUGGCGUUUUCCGAGCUCGUCUGUUCCGAGAGGCGUGUGCUUAUCACAAGGGAAACUAUGUGAAGGUACAUUUUUUCUCGCCCUCUUUCUGUUGUUCUUUCUCUCUUGUUCCCUUCAAUAACUUUGUUUUUCAGGAUCUGAGUCGAUUAGGACGUGACCUCAACAAAGUUCUCAUCAUUGAUAACUCCCCAGCUAGUUAUGCCUUCCAUCCUGAAAAUGCGGUUUGUUUUCAAGAUUGAAUAUAUAUGAGAAGCCAGAGCUCUCAGGAUCGGGUUUUUUGCAGAUCCCCGUGCAGACUUGGUUCGAUGACCCGACUGACUCGGAGUUGUUGGAAAUCUUGCCGAUGCUCGAACACAUCGACAAGGUAAUUGUUUUCUUCUAAACGUUUGGAAUGAAUUUCGUAAAUGUAAAGCCCCUCCCCCGCCCCCUCGAAAUGGUAGCUUUCAUUUCAAAGCUUCCGCCUAGAGCACGGUCUCCUGGCCUCAGCUACAACAUUCGCUACAUUCUGAUCUCGUCAAGACGCAACUGAAUGAACUUCGCGAGGAAGAACGGGGCGAAGGACCGUAAGAAUUCGCAUCAACGCUCCCGACUACACAUUCAGGAAAUCUACUUAGCCAAAGGCGGUUGUUUGAUAUGGCUCAAGGAGCCCUUGUUCACCGCCUAGUUAAUCAAAUCUAUGACUAAAUCCACAAAAUUAUUGAUUGAUUGAAAAUAAAUUUCAGUUUGAAAGCGUUUACGAGGCGCUGAGACACGAAGAUUCGCCAACGUCGGAUCCUCUGUUGAAUCAUUCGUCUUUUUGA
Molecule: messenger RNA, 4818 nt
Organism: Caenorhabditis auriculariae
Lineage: Eukaryota; Metazoa; Nematoda; Chromadorea; Rhabditida; Rhabditidae
Source: the annotation of a GenBank genome assembly